Messenger RNA from Talaromyces atroroseus, 1209 nucleotides. RefSeq lists its product as hypothetical. The coding region runs from base 1 to 1209 and encodes 402 amino acids. Gene Ontology annotation, molecular function: FMN binding; oxidoreductase activity. The transcript has 3 exons. Lineage: Eukaryota; Fungi; Ascomycota; Eurotiomycetes; Eurotiales; Trichocomaceae. The record is from RefSeq and is a predicted model, not a curated record.
AUGAUUGACAAAUCUCAAUCUAAACUUUUUCAACCUCUCGUGAUUGGAAAUGGAAAAAUCAGGCUUGAUCACAGAGUAGUCUUCGCUCCGUUGACCAGAAACCGAGGAGAGCCUUUGAGUCCCGUCAGCACUCCACAGAAUCCAAAUCGCAUUUGGUACCCUGGGGAUCUGAUGGUCGAGUACUAUACUCAGCGAACCACGAAAGGCGGUCUUUUGAUUUCAGAGGGCAUUCCGCCCUCACUCGAGAGCAAUGGAAUGCCCGGAGUCCCCGGUCUUUUUACUCAAGAACAAGCCGACGGUUGGCGCAAAGUUGUCGAUGCUGUACACGAAAAGGGAGGCUAUAUUUACUGCCAGCUUUGGCACGCUGGCCGGGCUACUAUUCCUCAGAUGACAGGCUCACCCCCAGUAUCAGCCACGGCCAGUAUCUGGGAUUCUCCGGACGAAUGUUAUUCUCACAUUCCCGUAGGUGAAUCGAAGCAUGUUCGCUAUGCGGAUCAUCCGCCUGUGGAACUGUCCGUCGAGCAUAUAAAGAAGACCAUCAAAGACUACUGCGACGUGGCAGAGAAGGCCAUGCAGAUAGGCUUUGAUGGAGUCGAGAUCCAUGCAGGAAACGGCUAUUUGCCAGAGCAGUUCCUGAGCUCAAACAUUAACAAGAGAACCGAUGAAUAUGGCGGAUCACCGGAAAAAAGAUGUCGCUUUGUUCUCGAGUUGAUGAAUGAAAUAGCUAAGCGCAUCGGCGAAGAGAAUCUUGCCAUUCGUCUUUCACCCUUUGGUCUCUUCAACCAGGCCCGCGGGGAACAGCGCGUGGAGACUUGGACUUAUCUUUGCAAAUCUUUGAAGCACGCUCAUCCGGCGCUGUCUUAUGUCAGCUUCAUUGAGCCUAGGUAUGAACAAAUAUUCAGCUACGAAGAGAAAGACAAAUUUCUCGCCAGUUGGGGUCUUUCCGAAGUGACCUUAGAUGCAUUCCGUGAGAUUUUCGGAGACACCCCUUUUUUCUCCGCCGGCGGCUUUGACGACUCCAACUCCUGGGGUGUAAUUGAAUCGGGCAAAUAUGAUGCCUUGCUUUAUGGCCGCUACUUCAUCAGUAACCCAGAUCUGGUUAACAGACUGAAAAAUGGUAUCCCUCUCGCAGCGUACGAUCGUGCUCGGUUUUAUGGUCCAUUUGAGGAUAAUGUUAUUGGGUACACAGAUUACCCAGCUGCAAAGUGA